Messenger RNA from Cadophora gregata, 957 nucleotides. RefSeq lists its product as uncharacterized. The transcript has 2 exons. The coding region runs from base 1 to 957 and encodes 318 amino acids. Gene Ontology annotation, molecular function: metal ion binding. The record is from RefSeq and is a predicted model, not a curated record. Lineage: Eukaryota; Fungi; Ascomycota; Leotiomycetes; Helotiales; Ploettnerulaceae.
AUGUUAAAUCUGGGCUUGCAACGACGUAGUGGUGCGUUCUAUCAGAUAUUGUCGGUGGAUGGAAAGGGUAGAGUUGUGAGAGGUGCUGAGAAGGUCAAUAAACCAAUGACUGAGACCCUGGGUUCGGAACGAACGAUCGCUCAUGACCACUCAAGCACAACACCAAUCACUACUCCUCCAACAACUGACAAAGCAGCGCAAUUGCACCUAACGCAAUUCCGAGUAGAAUCUAGCUCUGCCACUGCCAACGCAAGCACCAAACAACAGCCUCAAAACCAACUCUGCCGUCACUGGUGCCGCCAUGGCAUCUGCAAAUGGGGCCAGCAAUGCCGAUACCGACACAGCAUGCCAAUGAGCACUUCCGGUCUCCAGGAAAUAGGCCUCGUCCACUGGCCUGUCUGGUUCCGACGCGUGAAUCCAGGGUAUUUCGCAGCCGAGGUCGUGACUUCCAACUCGAACUUGGGUCGAAGUAAGGUCAAGAGGAGUGUGGAGUCGAUGGGGUGCACGAGUCUGGGUGGGAAUGGAGGAACUUGUUGUGGAGUAUUGCAUGGACCUGGUAAUGUUGGUAGGGAGAGAGUGGGUGAAACGGAAAGGCAGAGUAACAGGCUUAGAGGUGACAGGGUCGAGAGGAUGAGUGGUAGUGAAAGGGGUACUGGUAGAGGUCUCAGGAGCGAUGAGCUUGGAGAGCAAAUCAUCGCCAGGUUGAGAACAUUCAGCCGAGAGCAUGCUACAAUGGGCAAGUCGGGCGAGACAGCGAGUGAUAGAUCUAGUAGUGCAUCGUUGGUUGAGAGGGCUGCUGCGAGGGAUACAAAGAAUUGGGAGGACGAGAGUGAUGAUGAGGACAAUGCCAUCUUGGAGAAUAAAAUGAGCAGUAAGGAUAAAGACGAGGUUGGUAAGGGAAAGGGAAAGCUGGUUGACGUUCAGAUUGUUGAUAGGAAGGAGGUGGUAUGUUUGUGA